GUUGACAUGUGACAUUUUAAGUAUAAAAUUGUCAACCAAAUUUGUUAUGAUUUGAAUUUUACUCCGUGUAAUAAUUAAUUCAUAUAAAAUGUUCAUAAAUUACUUAGAUUAAAUGUUACAUCUCAUUUUAAUAAAUAUGUAAGCUUAUUGUUCAGUUAUGGAGUCUGAUAGAAUUUUAGUAGCUGCUGGUUUAACAGCAGCUGCAGUCGUUGGAGCAUUCAUAUUUUGGGGGCCUUCCCCGAGUUCUGGAAGUGGUAGAGGUAGAUUAGCGGGCUUAGUGAACCUCGGUAAAACUUGUUUUUUGAAUGCUGUACUUCACGCUUUAGCAGCUUGUCCAAGUUUCAUUACUUGGCUAGAAAAAGACAAAUUUGUGAAAGAAACAAGCCUUCGUAGUACUUUGGCCACCGUGUUAUCAGUUGUUAAUGGUACCAAUAAAUCUGUCCAGGAAACUUAUGCUCCUGCUGCAGUUAUAAAUGCUUUAAAACGACUAGGUUGGGUGAUACCUGCUGGUGAGCAAGAUGCACACGAAUUGUUGAAUGUAAUUUUGACUACUCUAGAUGAAGAAACUCAGAAAAUUGAAAGGAAGGCUGGCUGUUUGUCUGAUGCAUUGGGCAUGAAUGAAUUACAAAAUGAAGAUUGUCCUGCAGAGCUAGAAACUUUUGAUUCUUUAGGUAGUGUUAUGUCAUUGAAUGAAUUAUGUAGACCUAUGAGUGCUGGUUGGCGCGGAGGAGCUAUUCGAAGAAACAGGUGGAUUUCCAGGUCUUGUAGAGCUCUUCAGAUGACCGGACCUCCACAACAACCAGUUAGUCAUCCAUUCACUGGGACCCUGACAAGCCAGUUGAGAUGCACUGACUGUGGUUAUAAGUCUGCAGUUCGUUACGAUAAAUUUGAAAGUUUAUCUUUGGCUUUGCCAUCAUGUGCCGGGGAUCUUGGAUGGGGUAGGCACAAAUUACAUCAGCUGCUUACCAAUUUUGUUACUCCCGAGGUUGUCAAUGACGUACACUGUGAGGGUUGCAAUCGUGAUAGAGAUCCAGCGCGUCCACCGAUCCUAUCGAAACAAGUAAAAAUUCUCAAUUUUGGAAAGUUACCUGUUUGCCUUUGUAUCCAUAUUUCAAGAAAUACAUGGCAGAGUAGUGGUGUAUCGAAACGACAGGAUUAUGUACAGUUUCCUAUGAGGCUGUCAAUGUCUGCGUAUACCUUCAUUCAAGCCCAUUAUCAAAGGAAAGUAACAAAUUCUGCUUAUACAAGUACUAGCGAAGGCGGAAGUCCCCUUUCAAGUAGUACGCCGUUGUGUUGGACGGGAAGUUCUCUAAGCGAUAUGGCAAACGAAUUUAGAAACGUGUAUCAAUUAGCCGCCGUUGUUGUACAUACAGGUAAUGCUCAUUCGGGACAUUUUAUAACAUACAGAAGAGGAUGUCAAAAUAGCAGGUGGUAUUAUACUUCAGACGUUGAAAUUAGAGAAGUAUCAGUCGAUGAGGUACUACAAAGUACAGCUUAUAUGCUUUUUUAUGAAAAGAGCUCUACGAUGGCUGGGAUAUUUUGAAACGAAACCAAAAAAAAAUUCCUUGUGAUGUGUUUAUUUGGGAUGUAACAAAAUAUUUUUUUAUUUAUAGUGCGUAUCAUUCCUUAAAUAGAAUAUUAUUUUUUUAUCGAAUUUCACCUUUUCAAAGACUAUUAGCACACAAUUUCAUUGAACUGUUAAAUAAGUUACAACUAAAAUAAAAUUCCAAAAAGGCUAUAAACUUAUAUAUUACUCAAUGUGUUGAUUAUAUCAAAAAUUUAAUACUCAAUUAUAAAAUGUUACAGCAAUAAAA
Diorhabda carinulata is the source of this 1814-nucleotide messenger RNA. It is a transcript of the gene Usp30, whose product is annotated as ubiquitin carboxyl-terminal hydrolase 30 homolog. The record is from RefSeq and is a predicted model, not a curated record. Gene Ontology annotation, molecular function: cysteine-type deubiquitinase activity; cysteine-type endopeptidase activity. Gene Ontology annotation, cellular component: cytosol; nucleus. Bases 158 to 1543 code for a protein of 461 amino acids. The transcript is spliced from 7 exons. Lineage: Eukaryota; Metazoa; Arthropoda; Insecta; Coleoptera; Chrysomelidae. Gene Ontology annotation, biological process: protein deubiquitination.